Molecule: messenger RNA, 1485 nt
Organism: Aspergillus caelatus
Lineage: Eukaryota; Fungi; Ascomycota; Eurotiomycetes; Eurotiales; Aspergillaceae
Exons: 4
Coding region: 256-1224 (322 amino acids)
Biological process (GO): regulation of transcription by RNA polymerase II
Molecular function (GO): DNA-binding transcription activator activity, RNA polymerase II-specific
Source: RefSeq, a predicted model, not a curated record
AAGUCCCGAAAGGGCUGUCUGCAAUGUAAACGACGCCAUGUCAAGGUUCGUUACUUCCAUGAUUUCCCAUCUUAUUUUCGUUUCAUCACUGCAUAGGUUUCUUUGGCUUGAUUAUUUCCAUUGCAUCUUUCGUGCGAUGAAGAGCUCCCAAGGUGCGGUUUGUGCCAAAAACGAAAACUGCAAUGCAAAUAUCCAGCCUCUUCCAAUGAGGCCGAUAGUCUAAACCCUUCUACGCCGCAGGAUGAAGUUGAGUCAAUGUAUAGCUCGAACGAGCUGUCUUUAUCCACAAGAAUGCUGGAAAUGAGGCUCUUCCAUCUCUAUCUGACAGAAACAUACAUCACCCUGUACCCAGGGAAGUUAGAUACCAAUCAUUUCCAGUCCGCCGUCCCCGGACUAGCGACAUCUUAUCCAUUCUGCUUGGAUGCCCUACUGGCAUUUUCCGCCCUACAUUUGGCUUCGAAAGAGACGGGCGAUAACCGCCAAUGGGUAGAGUGCGCUCUGAAGUAUCAGAAUCGCUCCUGCUCUGCCAUGAGUCGCGUGUUGGCUGAAUUCUCCGUUGAGUAUUCUGGACCAGCUUUCAUUUGCUCUAUCCUCAUCAUGUUAUGCUCAUACGCCUACCCUUGCGUUUCCCAAGACGACCAGCCAUUCGACCCUCUCGCACAGGUCUUAGAAAUCCGCCGACUGCUUGCUGGAUGCGCCUUCUUCUUCCACCAACUCGCUAGGAUGGAGCAUCCAGGCGAACUAGCGGGAUGGUUACGAUACAAAGAUGACGAGGAUUCAGAAGAAGAGCUUUCAAAAGAACAACAAGACCCGAAACUUAUCCAAUUACGAAGUGCCCUAUUGAAUUCCCUAGCUCGUAUACGAGGAAUGAUUGACAAUGUUGAUGAAUCUCGCAGAGAAGUAAAUCAGGAUAUCUGGGAGUUCUUGAAUGAAGCAGUUAAGCGACCAUUGGGAGGACGCGAGGGGGGAGUUAUUGCAUUGCCUAUUAGGAUCAGCGAUGCUUAUGUGGACCUCCUCAAAGAGGGCGAUUGGAUGGCCCGUAUAUUAUUUCUUCAUUAUGGUGUCGGGAUGCAUCUUCUCUCUGACAGAUGGUUUGUCAGAGACUGGGGACGCCGGCUCGUAUCGACAGUGUUGCAGCCACUUAAGGACAUCCCAGCUGAAUGGGAAGAGACUGUUGCAUGGACAAGGCAAGCGGUAGACCUUGACGAGUGGUCACGAUCUUGAACAAGACGAAGGGCAAACAAGAAAGGAAAUGGGAAACAAACCAAACAAAGACGAAGAAACUGACACUUGAUAACAGGAUCAGCGAUGGAAGUGUCAAAUGCGGAGAUGUGGCUGAUAGCUAUUAUGUAAUAGCUUAAUCCCUUGCGGGUUGACCCAAACCCACGAGAUAUCGAGCAAUGGGAGAACUGAUACCGACUCGUUGGACCAUGGAUUAUCCCUGCCUAAUCCGGCAGGCGAUCAGAUGACUCCGCCAUGUACCCG